AGUCUUCUGUAUCCUUUCGGGCAGUGAAGCACAUAGAUUCUUACCAAAUACCGUAUUAGAACACGUGGUUCUUGGCGAAAAUUCAUCGGACCACAAUAAAUUAUCGGGUAGUGAGGCGUAAGAGGUGUACGCCCGCGAAUUUAAUCGAGUAGAAGUCAAGUUUUGGUACGGGCUAGAGACGUUUGUUUGUUUGUUUUUUUGCCAAUUAAUUACAUUUGGUUGGACACAUUUUUUGCGAAGGGACUUUUUUGGUUUUAUGGUGAUUUUACUUUGAAAUAUAAAUUGUGAAUGGACGCGGUUUAUGCUUUGAGCGUUCAAUUUGUAUCAAGGUAAUCCCAAGAGAUCAACCUGGGAGCCACCUCCGGACCCGUCCCGACUCCGGGCGGGUUUUCUCCAGUCAUUUCCGCUGCAAAAACGCUUUCGUUGAGGGAAUCACCUUGCGCAGAAGCUCUGUGGAAAAUGCCACAUAAAGAAGAGGACUUCAUGCAUCAUGCAAUGGGCCAAAAUUCAUUGUUUGGAUGUUCCACAGCCGGACACAGCGGAAUCAAUCAAUUAGGAGGUGUCUACGUAAACGGUCGACCACUUCCAGAUUCGACUCGACAAAAAAUCGUGGAAUUGGCUCAUUCGGGAGCACGUCCAUGCGACAUCUCAAGAAUAUUGCAAGUAUCCAACGGUUGUGUCUCAAAAAUAUUGGGCAGGUAUUACGAAACCGGAUCUAUAAAACCAAGAGCUAUUGGUGGAUCGAAGCCUAGGGUUGCUACGACGCCUGUCGUGAAUAAAAUCGCCGAGUUUAAAAGGGAGUGUCCUUCGAUAUUCGCUUGGGAAAUCAGGGACAGGCUGUUGAGCGAAGCAGUGUGCAAUAACGAUAAUAUACCCAGUGUAUCAUCUAUCAACCGAGUUUUGAGGAAUUUAGCUUCGCAGAAAGAACAACAAGCAUCAGCCCAAAACGAAUCCGUGUACGACAAGUUGAGAAUGUUUAACGGGCAAACACCAGGGUGGGCUUGGUAUCCCGGGACUCCCACAGCACCUCCACUUGGCCUUCCCCCAGCACCAACAGCUCUUACCAGUCAAAUUUCAAGAGACGAUUUACAAAAAAGAGCUGAUGUUAUGCACGAAAAUACGUCCGAUGGUAAUUCUGAGCACAAUUCAUCGGGUGACGAAGAUUCCCAGCUCAGAUUGAGACUGAAAAGGAAACUACAAAGGAACAGAACCUCGUUUACCAAUGAACAAAUCGAUAGUUUGGAAAAAGAAUUUGAGCGUACACACUAUCCAGACGUCUUCGCUAGGGAGCGAUUAGCAGAGAAAAUUGGAUUACCUGAGGCACGUAUCCAGGUCUGGUUCAGCAACCGACGAGCGAAAUGGAGGCGAGAAGAAAAAUUACGAAAUCAACGUCGAUCUGUCGAUCACGUAGGUGCUGUCAGCCCCCCCGCUUCGGCCCCCCGCUUACCAAUCAAUUCCGGUUUCAAUUCAAUGUAUUCGUCGAUACCGCAGCCCAUCGCUACUAUGGCCGACACCUAUAAUUCAAUGCAAAGCGGACUGACAUCGAGUUGUCUCCAACAAAGAGAAGCAACCGGCUACCCGUACAUGUUCCACGAUCCAUUACAUUCGUUGAGCUCUUCGUAUAAUUCAAGAAGUUGUAAUCCUGCAAUAGCUCAUACGCAACCUACAACGCAUCAUCCAUCGUAUGGUAGUAAUGCUUCUUCUUCCGUACCUUCAUCAACCGGCACAGGUGUGAUAUCAGCCGGUGUAUCGGUCCCAGUACAAAUUCCCAGUCAAUCAACAUCGGACUUGGCUUCUAGUUAUUGGCCGCGACUUCAGUGAUCUCAGCUCUUCGGGUUUCCUCCGCCGAGCUUGCUCGUGCCACAGGAAAACCCGGCCCUGCAAGCUACUAUCACGCCCCCUAUUGUCGCUUCGACGUCACCUGAAGAAUCUUCCUAGACUGUGGCAAUUGACGAUAUUAGCGCGCCACGGUUUUGUAUAUCGGAUGCAGGUAACUACUAGUCGUGUUAUUACACAUUUUAGGAGAUUUGCCGAGCGGUAGAGUUCGCCAGCCGGACUGCAGGGUACUCUGUGAAUAAUGUGUACAAAGCGGGACAUUUGAAAUAUUUUAAAAGUAUUGAACGAUUUUUAUGAUAUCAAAGAUGUACAGAUUUAAAUGUUGCAAGUUUUUACUGUUAUAUUUUUUGAAUAUUUAAACGAUAUACUAAAAAUGAAUGAAUAAGUUUAUUCGAGGUCUUUAAAAUUAUCGUUUCUAUAUCUCAUUUUUUUAAAUUGAAAUUUAAGUACUAGGUUAAUGUUAUAUCAUCUUAUAUCUCUCCCAAUCGAAUAAUAAAUCUGUUGUUAAGCCGAGCGAUCAUUGUCAGGCAGUGAUUACAAAGUUAGAGGUCAUGUUAAAUUUAAACUUCUGAAAAUAAGGCAGUGAAAACAAAUUUGAAUAUUGUAAAUUUUUUGCUGUAAAUACUUGAACAAAUUUAUACUUACUUACAAUCGAACAAUUUUGCAAUAAUUUAUUGUUAACAAGAACUAAUUUGGGAAAAUGUUUAAUAUUAGUGAGCUUGAGAUUAAACAUAUUUACUUUUGAUUUACUGCUCGAUAAAUUAGAGAGUGUGAGUGCAACAUUUUCACUUUUUUCAAUUAUUUUGAUAAUAUUCGCUUUCCAAUUACAAAAUUUGAGCACCCAAUUUUUGCUUCUCAAGAGACAGAUAAAUGUUUGGGUCUCCAUGAGCUUCAAAAUUGUGCUUUAAACACACUGUUUCAUUUCGAUUCAUUUGGAAUUGAUGUUCUGUGGGCAUUUAUGUCAAAAUCAUUUCAAUUUAUUUGGAAUUGAUGUUCUGUGGGCAUUUAUGUCAAAAUCAUUUCGAUUUAUUUGGAAUUGAUGUUCUGUGGGCAUUUAUGUCAAAAUCAUUUCAAUUUAUUUGGAAUUGAUGUUCUGUGGGCAUUUAUGUCAAAAUCAUUUCAAUUUAUUUGGAAUUGAUGUUCUGUGGGCAUUUAUUUCAAAAUCAUUUCGAUUUAUUUGGAAUUAGCGUCUGUAGUUGUAGUUCUACUUGAUUUCGCCCUAACUUUGAGCUUUUUUGUUUAAUAUUGAUAUCUGCAGAAGAAGUGAGGUUAAUUCCACAACAAUUAAGUGAAUCGAGAACGACUACGCCCGACCCGGAAGGUCGACAGUUGACUAAAGUGAUGAAAAGAGGUUAGGUUAGGCUUUAUAAUAUAUUGAAGGGGGUGUACAGGUGAUUGGAUGAAGCGAUGACAUAUUGAGUGAUGAAAAUAUCAUUAGAGUACAAUCCAGUAUUUGAAAUCUCGAAAAAUAUUAACAAAAAAAAAUGGACAAAAACUGUAAACAUUUUAAUUGGUACUCUGAGUACGUUAAAAAUAUAACCUCUAAAUGACAAAUGUUUCCCUUUCCUUUUCCAGUACUUAUCAAGUGAACUUAUGAACAAACAAUGGAUAUUUGACACUUUAUUUCUGCCAAAUAACCAAAAAAGGACUAGAAAUCAACUGUGAGUGGACAACGACUUGGAAGGUCGAAAGUUAACUUAAAAGAAUAUGCGCAGGUUAGGCGUUAUAAUGUAUUGAGUUAUAAGGGUGCGAAGAGGUGAUUGGUUGAAGAUAUAGAGUGAUGAAAACAUCACUUAAGUACAAUCUAGACUUUGAAAUAUCGGACAAUAGAAACAUAGCGAAAAGAACAGAAAAAA
Molecule: messenger RNA, 3692 nt
Organism: Diorhabda sublineata
Lineage: Eukaryota; Metazoa; Arthropoda; Insecta; Coleoptera; Chrysomelidae
Gene: toy
Product: paired box protein Pax-6
Exons: 10
Coding region: 460-1821 (453 amino acids)
Biological process (GO): regulation of transcription by RNA polymerase II; anatomical structure development
Molecular function (GO): DNA-binding transcription factor activity, RNA polymerase II-specific; RNA polymerase II cis-regulatory region sequence-specific DNA binding
Source: RefSeq, a predicted model, not a curated record